This is a messenger RNA of Trichophyton benhamiae CBS 112371, 402 nucleotides long. RefSeq lists its product as uncharacterized. The coding region runs from base 1 to 402 and encodes 133 amino acids. The record is from RefSeq and is a predicted model, not a curated record. Gene Ontology annotation, biological process: mitochondrial electron transport, ubiquinol to cytochrome c. The transcript has 4 exons. Lineage: Eukaryota; Fungi; Ascomycota; Eurotiomycetes; Onygenales; Arthrodermataceae.
AUGGCUUUGACGUCGAUGAUUACCCGGGUCUUUGAGAAACCCUGGGUCACAAAGGCGAUGACGCCGAUUGCCAACUGGUACUGCAAUGCCGCUGGAUACAGGAAGUUGGGCCUAAGGUGCGUUAUAUUAGCCAUUGACGUGGAUGGGGGAUAUGAUGAUUUGAUUCCAGAGGACAAUGACACUGUUCAGUUGGCGUUGAAGAGACUUCCCCCCAAGGAAGCCUAUGACCGCAUGUACCGCAUCCGCCGAGCCGUCCAGUGCUCUGUGGAACACCAGCUUCUGCCAGAGAAGGACCACACCAAGCCAGAAGAUGAUGUCCGAUACCUCUCCCCCAUCAUCGAGGCCAUCAAGCGUGAGAAUGCCGAGCGUGUCGAACUCGACUCCCUCAUCAUCAAGCGAUGA